AUGUCAAGUCCCCAAGGUGGGGGAUGGAAUCGUAUGCUCCUCCUGCCAAGCCCCCCCUGCAAUAAGCACUGCGGGUUGCAAAGAUGCGCCCUUGACAUCCUCGACAUCGACCUGGCCGGCCGUGGAGGCGAGGUGGAAGAUGAAGGUGGUCACGACGGUGUUUUCUUUGCUUUCCGGAGGUGGGAAGUUACUUUCUUGAGCAGCUCCAAGGCCACUCCAUGGCCUAUCCAAUUGCCGGCGAUGGAUUCCGGCAAAUCAACCUCCUUUGCGAGGUUUUUCCUGAGGUUUGCAGUCGCAUACUACGGCUGCAUGGAGGCAAGUGGUUUCGUCCCCGCCUCUUUGCAUGCCGGCGGCGUAGCAGAUCUCUGGCUCGACGGCUGGGAAAGAGAAGGACCUGAUUGCUUUUUUUCAUCUUUCAGUGAGGGCCACGAUUCGCUCGAGCUGCCCAGGUGGAGUAGCGCCUACGAUUCCUCGGCGCCAUUUCCGUGGGAGUGGCAGCCUUCCGCUCGUCCUCGGACCACACGUGUCGCCCGACGACUGGCGCGUCCCAUCCACCCGAGCGACGAGUUCUGGAUGCACCUGGUCUUCGUACGCCGAGCCUGGACGCACGAACCACAUACAGAGCGCACCGCGUCCGGUCCACCAACACCGGGCUCACCCACUGUGCCGCGCCUUCACCUUCCUCGCCACUUUUCACUGGGCAAAAACCCAGAGCAGAGCAGAGCUCAGCGGCAGGCUCCAAAGUGGAAGGCGUCCUCAAGCUCCGCACUCCGCACCACCGCGCACCGCAGGGUUCUCCGCCGCUCGCCGCGAGGGAGGUUGCCUGACAUGGCGGCCCCGUUCAUCUACCGCCCCUCCUCCUCCGGCGGCGACGACGGCGACGGUGGGCAGGCUCUCUUCAAGGCGGCCACCGACGGCAACCUCGGCCGCCUCAAAGGCAUUGUGAAGAGUCUUACCAAAGAUAAAGGUGACGCGUCGGCCAUCUUUUCUUUCAACACGGGUGGACUUUCCGUGCUGCAUAUCGCGGCAUCCUUUGGCCAUCUGGAGGUCUGCAAGUAUUUGGUGGAGGAGCUCAGGGGAGAUGUAAAUGCUCCUGGAUAUGGCCCUGCAGCUCGAGGCAUGAAUGCGUUUAUGGCGUCUGCUCAGUCUGGUGAUGUCCCAACCGUUAAGUACUUUCUUGAUCGUGGUGGUGAUCUAAUGAAAGUAGAUGACAAAGGACGCACGGUUCUCCACCACGCCGUGUCUGCAGGAUGUUGUAAGGUGACAGAGUUCCUCCUUUCAAAAGGAGUGCCAGUCGACGUGGACAGUGGCCGUGGAACCCCACUCUUUUUUGCUGCUACAAAUGAGCAAGAUAAGACACUGAAGAUUUUGUUGGACCACCACGCAAAUCCUAACAUCGUUGUCGGCGGUAUGGGAGAUCCCUUGUGUAUGGCUCUUACUUUCCGUUCAUUGAAGUGCAUGAAGCUACUAAUUAAGGCUGGUGCCAAUGUUGAUGGCAAGGGUUGCGCUAUGACUCCUUUGGUGUUUGCUACGGCACGAGGAGGAUAUACCAAGUUCAUUCAUUUUCUACUGAAGGCUGGCGCAGAUCCCAAUAUUCCCGAUGAUUUGGGUAGGUUGCCAGUAGAGAUUGCUGCGUUACGUGAUUGCAGGGAAGAGGUUGAAAUGUUGUUUCCUCUUACUUCCCCACUUCCAAAUGUCCCAAAGUGGACUAUUGAGGGAGUAAUUUCUCACGCGAAAACUGAAGCUAGAAAGCCAAUGGAGCAAAGGGACCGUGAAAGAAGGAAAGAUUUCUUAAAGUCACAGGCUGAUACAGCAUUCAAGCAGAAGGAGUAUAAGAUGGCAUCUGGGUUUUAUGAUUUGGCAAUAGCCCAUGGAGAGAGUGCAACACUGUAUGCAAACAGGAGUCUCUGUAAGCUGCUCAUGGGCAAUGGUGAAGAUGCUUUGUCAGAUGCUCUCAGGUGCAGAAUGCUGCGACCUAAAUGGGGAAAAGCUUGCUACCGACAAGCUGCAGCUCACAUGCUACUUAAGGAGUAUAAACAAGCCUGUGAUGCUCUCUUGGAUGCGCAAAAAUUAGAUCCUGGGAAUGUCGAGAUUGAGAAUGAACUACGGUAA
This is a messenger RNA of Lolium rigidum, 2112 nucleotides long. RefSeq lists its product as uncharacterized. The record is from RefSeq and is a predicted model, not a curated record. Gene Ontology annotation, molecular function: protein binding. NCBI's taxonomy places the organism in Eukaryota, Viridiplantae, Streptophyta, Magnoliopsida, Poales, Poaceae. Bases 1 to 2112 code for a protein of 703 amino acids. The transcript is spliced from 12 exons.